Lucilia cuprina (Australian sheep blowfly) is the source of this 1531-nucleotide messenger RNA. RefSeq names its product 28S rRNA (cytosine-C(5))-methyltransferase (gene Nsun5). Gene Ontology annotation, molecular function: methyltransferase activity. Gene Ontology annotation, cellular component: nucleolus. The transcript is spliced from 4 exons. Gene Ontology annotation, biological process: rRNA base methylation. The coding region runs from base 65 to 1381 and encodes 438 amino acids. NCBI's taxonomy places the organism in Eukaryota, Metazoa, Arthropoda, Insecta, Diptera, Calliphoridae. The record is from RefSeq and is a predicted model, not a curated record.
AUUCAAAAAACAGCUGCAGUAGAAGAAUAAACACGAUAAUUAACAAAUAAUCCCAAAAAAAAAAAUGUCAGGUUUCCAGCAUUCGGUAAAAGUGCCCACACAAUACAAGAAGGUUGCAGCCGUAUUAAAAACUGCUUUAGAAAAUCGUCAAAAAUCUUUAAAAACUUUAAUUUAUGAAGAAAAACAUGCUCGCAUUGGUAGCAUGCAAGCAGUGUUAAAACAGUAUAUAGACAAUCGUGGAGCCAUAGACGCUGCUAUUGAACAGACAAAAAUCUUAGAAGACAAUCCCCGUUUAAAUCCGGCCUUGUGUAAAAUUCUAGUAACAGAAUUGAUAUUUGGACGCAAAACCUUAAACGGUGAAUCAAAGCCAGUACAAACUGUACGUGAAUAUAGAGAUCGCUUGGUAGAAGCUUUGGGCGGUGAAACAAAAACAACAGAAACAAAGAAAAAAGAUCUUAAACCUCGUUAUGUUCGAGUCAAUACAAAUUUGCUUAGCAUGGAAGAAGCUUACGCCAUGUUGGCCACGGAAGAGUUUCGCAAACUGGAACUACCACCUUUUGAGAAUUAUGAAGAUUUCUUGAAAGCCAUACAAGAUUUAAAAGAAGAGGAAUACAUGUUGGAUAUGCAUGUUGAUAAUUUGUUGAUUUUCCAUCCGAAAAAUAAACACUAUUUGGCUUGUCAUCAAUACACUAAAGAGAGAAAGUUUAUGUUGCAGGAUAAAGGCACUUGUUUGGUAGCCGAACUUCUACACCCACCAGUGGGUUCUACAGUUUUGGAUAUGUGUGCCGCACCCGGUAUGAAAACCAUACACACAUGUAAUGUUUUACAAAAUCAAGGCAUUAUCUAUUCUGUGGAACAAAGUCCUGAACGUUAUCGUAUCCUCUGCAAUAUGACCGAAUCAGCAGGCUGUAAAAUAGUACAACCGAUUAAGGGAGAUGCUCUUGCCAUAACACCAGAACAAUGUCCGGGAGUUGAGUAUAUACUAGUAGAUCCCUCUUGCACCGGUUCCGGUAUACAGAAUCGUCUCUCUUUAGAACCUGAAGAAAAAUCUCCUGAACGUCUUAAAAAAUUAGCCGGUUUACAAAUAAAAAUGGUUUCUUAUGCCAUGUCAACAUUUCCGGAUGUGAAACGCAUUGCCUAUUCGACCUGUUCGCUGUACGAAGAAGAAAACGAACAGGUUGUCCAGAAGUGUUUACAAUUAAAUCCUAAUUUCAAAUUGUUGAGUGGCAAAAAAGCUUUACGCAACAAAUGGCGCAGUGUUGGUAGUUCAGAAUAUAAGAAAAUUGGCAAAAAUUGUAUUUAUACUCGUCCGGAAGAGGAUCUUACCGAUGGUAUUUUCAUCGCUAUAUUUGAGAAAUGUAGCAGUGCAGGCGAUGAGUAAUAAUGUACGGAAAGUUUAUGAUAUUAUUUUUUUUAAGAUUUUGUUUUUGUAUGGAUAAUUUUAAACGAUUUUGUUGUUAAAUAAAAAAAAAAAUAAUCUAGUAGAUUAUUUUAUACAGAAAUUUCCCUCUUCAGUGGAAAAGAAAAAAAA